This is a messenger RNA of Clonostachys solani, 1653 nucleotides long. The record is from the annotation of a GenBank genome assembly. NCBI's taxonomy places the organism in Eukaryota, Fungi, Ascomycota, Sordariomycetes, Hypocreales, Bionectriaceae.
AUGGAUGACAUAGAAAGAAUUCGGCGACAGCAGGAGCCUCGUCUCACGGAUGAGGAGUACCAAAGAAUGCUGAAGCUAUUGAGUGACGGACAGAACACGAAUGUUUCCCGGUUCCUGUAUGAGCUGCUCCAAAACGCCGACGAUGCUCAUUACGGUCCCAAGACGCCCCAGGUCAUCAUUCGGUACAGUGAUCGGUACGUGCUCUUCGAAUCGAACGAAGUUGGCUUCAGCAAGGCCAACCUCAACUCUAUUUGCCGAGCUACCAUGAGCACCAAAAGGGGCGACGAAAACGCCAGGGACCAGCGCAGGUCGAUAGGCGAGAAGGGAAUUGGCUUCAAGUCCGUCUUCAUGGUCGCCACCUCUGUUUGGAUCAAUUCCGGCUUCUAUGCAUUUCGUUUUGAUGCAGAUACGCCACUCGGCCGAGUACGCCCUAUCUGGGAUGAGGACUGGCCUAGCCGGCUCACAAAGUCGAAAGGAUUUACAUCCAUCUUGUUAAUGCUCCCCGAUAACAAGAGGCCCCCGACAGAUAUGAAGAUUGUAGAUCCUACAGAGGUCAUCCGCGGCAUGAAAGAACUUGAUCCGAUGGAUCUCAUUUUCCUGUCUCGGCUGAAGAAUGUUCACAUCCAGUUGGUAGAUGAUAACGGCUUUGCGAAGAAGAUACUGGGACCUACAAGAUGGCAGACCACUCUGAAGGUCGACGCGAUCCCAGAAACCGUCAAUCUCUUGAUGGACAUGGAAACCCAUCGUGAUGGAAUUCGUGAAUUAUGUGUCGUCUUUCGAUAUCCCGUUGCCGGACUCCCACCAAGCUCGGACAGACCGAAUCUUACUACGUCGGAGUUAAUAUUGGUUUUCUCCCGAGAUAUGGGUGUUUCAAGCGGCAAGCUGAUAUUCUCAUCUAGGAGGAUGUACGCUUUUCUUCCUAUAAGGGACUACGGUUUCAAGUUUACCAUCCAUUCGGAUUUCAUUCUCGUGUCGAAUCGAGAAGAUAUGGAGCCAGUACAAUGGAACAGGGAGAUUGUAAGAAGAAUUCCUCAUGCGCUUGCGGAAGCCGUUGAACAAUUCAAGGGGAAGUAUCCCGACCUCUGGGUCAAAUGGCCAUUGUUACUACCUCUGAACGGACUCAGUGGUGACAUAUUCCGAUCUAUUCCAGAAGGAAUAAAGACAGCUUUUUCUUUGAGAAAUGUACUCGAGGAUGCUAAUGGACUUUGCGUUCGCCCCCACGAAGUGAGAAUUGUUCCAAAGCAUCUCAGAGACAGACAUGGAACCCCAUUCCUCCCACAUAGCUGCUCAAAAAUGCACGUUUUAUCCGAGAAAUACUCCGAGGAAGCGAGAGAUAAACUCAUCGAGCUGGGAGUAGAAUACUUGUCGCACGAAGCUUUCCUUCAAGACCUUUCAGUUUUCAUCUUGAACCACCACACUGAGUUUGUGCAAAAGUCAGACCCGUGGCAUGACGAGCUCUGUAAGCUUCUGUCGGACCUUCUCGACACAUACAAAUACAGAAAGGUGAUUGAGAGCCUGGAGCUGGUCCCUCUUUCAAAGACGUUACCAAAUGGUGACCACGAAUGGGUCUCGCCAAAAGCCGGCAAGCUCUAUUUUCCAGUUGAAACUCGCGGCCUUCGGUUACCGCCGUGUAUCGAAGGGUGUAAAGAAUAA